Molecule: messenger RNA, 540 nt
Organism: Oryza sativa Japonica Group (Japanese rice)
Lineage: Eukaryota; Viridiplantae; Streptophyta; Magnoliopsida; Poales; Poaceae
Source: RefSeq, a predicted model, not a curated record
AUGCACGGCCACGGUGAGGACGCCCUGUCUCUAUUUGCCGGCAUGCAACGAGCCGGCGUGACGCCGAACGAGGUGACCCUCCUCGGCGUCCUCACGGCGUGCUGUCAUGCCGGACUUGUCGAGGAGGGGCUCCAGCAACUCGACGCCAUGCCGGAACCUCGCAUCGAGCACUACGGCUGCGUCGUCGACAUGCUCGACCGCGCCGGGAGACUAGACGAGGCAGAGGAGCUCGUCGCGGCAAUGCCAGCACACCCCGACGCGCUCAUCUGGGGCUCGCUGCUCGCCGCAUGCCGCGCACAUGACGACGUCGAGCGCGCCGAGCGGGUGAUGUGGCGGCGCACCACCGACGCCGACGCGGACGCCGGCGACUACGUGCUGAUGUCGAACACAUACGCGUCGAAUGGCCGCCACGGCGAGGUGGUGAAGGUGAGGAGGCAGAUGAGGAGGAACGAGAUCGACAAGGUCCCCGACUGCAGCCUCAUCGAGAUCGACGGCGUCGUGCACGAAUUCAAAGCAAUCCCAGCAAAUUCCAUCCGAUAA